Molecule: messenger RNA, 996 nt
Organism: Empidonax traillii (willow flycatcher)
Lineage: Eukaryota; Metazoa; Chordata; Aves; Passeriformes; Tyrannidae
Gene: POLR2E
Product: RNA polymerase II subunit E
Exons: 8
Coding region: 76-708 (210 amino acids)
Biological process (GO): DNA-templated transcription
Cellular component (GO): RNA polymerase I complex; RNA polymerase III complex; RNA polymerase II, core complex
Molecular function (GO): DNA-directed RNA polymerase activity; DNA binding
Source: RefSeq, a predicted model, not a curated record
GGCCGCCCUGGCACCCGCCUGUGUGCGUAGGGCAGGCGGCAGCGCGGGCAGCCAGCAGGGUCCUGAGCGGGCAGCAUGGACGACGAGGAGGAGACGUACCGGCUGUGGAAGAUCCGCAAGACCAUCAUGCAGCUCUGCCACGACCGCGGGUACCUGGUGACCCAGGACGAGCUGGACCAGACGCUGGAGGAGUUCAAGGCCCAGUUCGGGGACAAGCCCAGCGAGGGCCGCCCCCGCCGCACCGACCUGACCGUGCUGGUGGCUCACAACGACGACCCCACCGACCAGAUGUUCGUCUUCUUCCCCGAGGAGCCCAAGGUGGGGAUCAAAACGAUCAAGAUGUACUGCCAGCGCAUGCAGGAGGAGAACAUCACCCGGGCCCUGAUCGUGGUGCAGCAGGGAAUGACCCCCUCGGCCAAGCAGUCCCUGGUGGACAUGGCUCCCAAAUACAUCCUGGAGCAGUUCCUGCAGCAGGAGCUUCUGAUCAACAUCACUGAGCACGAGCUGGUCCCAGAGCACGUUGUCAUGACCAAGGAGGAGGUGACAGAGCUGCUGGCCCGAUACAAGCUGAGGGAGAACCAGCUGCCCCGGAUCCAGGCCGGGGACCCCGUGGCCCGGUACUUCGGGAUAAAGCGCGGCCAGGUGGUGAAGAUCAUCAGGCCGAGCGAGACGGCAGGACGGUACAUCACCUACAGGCUGGUGCAGUGACCCCAGUGUGGGGUGUGAGGAGUUGUGUGACACCUCCCAGUCUCCCCUCCCACCAGCAGUUCACAGGCACUCGGAGCUUCCUGCCCUUCCAGAGGUGGCUGAGGAAAUCCUCUUCCCACUUUGCCUCUGCAGUCCUGUCACUGGGCCUCACUCCUGUUUUCCAGCUUGGACUUUGGUGUAACCCCUCAGUCCCAUCCAGACUCAGCCAUGGAGUCCUGAAAGUGGGAAAGGCCUUUGAUUCCCUGUUUCAUGGGCUCUUGUUUGUAAUAAAGGUUUGUACCCUCAGUG